Molecule: messenger RNA, 731 nt
Organism: Monomorium pharaonis (pharaoh ant)
Lineage: Eukaryota; Metazoa; Arthropoda; Insecta; Hymenoptera; Formicidae
Gene: Lamtor5
Exons: 4
Coding region: 162-434 (90 amino acids)
Biological process (GO): positive regulation of TORC1 signaling; cellular response to amino acid stimulus
Cellular component (GO): Ragulator complex; cytoplasm; lysosome
Molecular function (GO): guanyl-nucleotide exchange factor activity
Source: RefSeq, a predicted model, not a curated record
CGCGAUCUGUCACGCCAGCGACGUAAACUUUAAUGGCAUCCGUGUGAUAAGCUGAUAACAUUGCAUGUCCUUCCUUUAAUAGUCGUUCAAUUAAUCUCUUGCGAAAAUUGCACGGAUCUGGUGUGUCAGCUGGUUCCCCAAGCGUCGCGCAAGAAUUGAAGAUGGAACGAAAUUUAGUGAAAACACUGGACGAUACAUAUGAUAAAGAAGGCAUUAUUGGCUGUGUCUUGGCUGAUCACGCUGGUCUCUGCUUAGGAGUUAAAGGUGAUGCUUCGAGUGAUAGUGCUGGAUUAAUAGCAGCCAUAGCAGAUCUAGUUGCAAAACUGGAGCCAAAAUCUGGAUCGCCAAUUGUAUCGCUUCAAAACGAUAACAGACAGUGUAUCAUACUUCGUAAGGAACCUGUAGUCGGAGCUAUAUAUAAAGAUAUAUCUUGAAAUAAUUGCUGUUGUAUACAUGGUUGAAACUUAUUUAUAUCCAAAAUAAGAUCUUUUUUUAUCUUUUAGAAAAUAUUUUAUCAUUUAGGUGUUAAGUGUAUGUAAAUUGUUAAUAAAAAAAAGAUUUAAUAUGUGUAAGAAUAGCUUCCAUUGUGUAGGAAUUUAUAAUCAAUUUCAACUAGUUGUAGAAAAAAAUAACUGUUUAUAUAUGAUCUUUUAACAUUUUACAAGAUCUUGUGAUGAAUCUGUAGUUGGAUUUAUAUACAUAAAUUAUAAAUAAAUUAAUUUAUAAUACAU